AAAAUUUUGAUACCAUUAACUGUUAAUCCAAUACAGGUGACAUUAAAAAAACAAUAACUGCUCUUGAAUAAUUAAUUCAUAAUGAUUAUUAAUCAAUUGUGUGUCAUCAAGAAAAAAUAAUUGAUAGUCAGGAACAUGAGUACAUUUAAUUUAUUGUCCCUUAAACAUUUCAUUAUUUAAAGAAAACGUUGGAAAAGCAAUAUUCACAGUAGCAGAUGAAAGAAGCAGACUUUUUAAAAUAAUGAUGGCAAUCUAAUACAUAAUUUAUAAAAUUUAGGUUUUUAUUUCAAGUUCUUCUUGUUCUUAGCGUAAAAAAGUUGUGCAGCCAUUAAAAAUUAUCAGCCUUUUACCUUAACGGGUGGGUAUGGAAAAUUUAUGGAAUUCAAGGAACUCACGGAAUACAUGGAAUUCAAAGAAUUUAAGGAAUUCAUAUCAGUACACUUGUUGGACUGAUAUCAUUUACUUUUUCCUGCAACAUUGGACUCAGCACUGUUCCUUAUGUUUACAGAGGAGAACUUUUUUCUGUUAAGGUGAUGAGUGUGGCUACUAUCAAAAGUAUAGUUGAAGGUGUAACCAACAACGAGGAAUUUUCAUCGAUCGUCCAUCAAAUAGAGUAAUAAACAUUGAAAUUAAAAUUUCAAUUUUAAAUCUUCGGUCAUACGAUCCUUUAUUAAUAAAAUUAGUUAUGGUCCUGCCCCAAGGCGUGAUAUAGGUGAGUGGACAUCAAUCCAAAGGAAACUUAUUCGACUAAGGGAACAAAGGACCUUCCUUAUUAGAUGGAGAUGUUUCCAGCACAUAUUGAAAACUCCACGAGACAUUUUCAAAUUUUCAAUUCUUAUUAUAAUGUACACAGAAAAUUAGAAUACACAAAAUGUUUUCAACCUGAAGAAGGCACAAAAAUGUGGCCGAAACGUUGUUAUAAACUAAUUUUAUUAAUAAAGGAUCGUAUGACCGAAGAUUUAAAAUUGAAAUUUUAAUUUCAAUGUUUAUUACUCUAUGUGGCUACUAUGUUCUCAGCAAUAAUUUCAGGAUCAUGUAUUUUUCCUGCUCAAAUUAUUCUUCGAUUGUUAAAUGAGUCAAAUAGUAUAUAUAUAUAUAUAUAUACAUCUUUUUGGAUGUUCGGGAGUAUUUGUUUUCUGGGGUCAAUCAUUCUUUUAUGUAUUUCACCAGAAACUAAAGGAAAAAAUCUGGAAGAAAUUUUAGAUAUAUUAAGGAACAAAAAAUAAGAGUAUGUGCAAAAAGUGUAUUUGUGGAACCGGUGUUAGCAUCCAUAUAGUUAUUUUAGCCAAUUAGCCAAGAUGGUAGAAAAUGUUUCUUUGUGAAAUCUUUUGAAAUUAUUUGGAAUCUGGAAUAAUUUUAAAGCUAGAAAUCUGGUGCACACUCAAAUUCAAGGAGAUUUUCAGGUUUUUAAGGAAAACGAAAAUUUAAGAAGAAUUUCAGGUUUACAAGGCUUUUAAGAUCGCUGAAAACCCUGCAUUAUUUUAAUACAUGUGGUUGAAUUUGUUUUCAUUGUAUCGUUAGAUUUUUGAAAAAUUAAAAAAUAGCCUUCGUUAAACCAUUACACAUGACAUUAUUAUUUAAAAUUGUUCAUUUUUAUCAGCGACUUGUAAUUAUAUCUAAUCUGCUGCUCCACUACCAGCGAAAGCAGUCAGUAUGGACUCCAGUAAACAGAAAUAUGUUAACUAAAACUAUUAGUAUAAUUUUUAAAGCAAGCGGACAUCAUUAUUCUGUGACCAAAAUCUUGAAAUUGGUUUGUGCCUUGAAUUUGUCGGAAUAAAAAGAACAUAAGAGAAGUAAAAUGUAUUUCUUUAUUCGUUCUAAGAUAUUUGAGUGAAAAUCGAAAUGGAAUUAAAUAAAUCAUUGUUAUUGUACACCUUUCUGAGUAAUGGUGAAUCUGAAUCAGGAAAAAGGAUCGGCGAAGCUAAAAGAAGCAGAGCUUAUUUUCAACAGUUUAUAAGUUUUCUCUCUGGUUAUAUUUUGAUGAUGGAUGUUGGCGCAAGCAUCGUGUGGCCUUCACCAGCACUGCCCUAUCUAACAAGUGAAAAUUCAACAAUUCCAAUAUCAAAUGCUCAAGGUGCUCUUCUGGCGGCGAGUAUGAAUAUUUCUGCAAUAAUUGGAUUGCUCCCGUGUACACUAAUAAUGGACCGAAUCGGGAGUAAAUACACGAUCCAAGUAAUCGGAUUAUUACAGCUACUGUCAAAAAUUUUACUGUACAUAGCUGAUAACUACAUCUUUUUACUUGUAACAAGAUUGUUGACUGGUAUCGGUUGGGUUGUAAUGUACGCCUUUUUCCCUCUUUACAUGGGCGAAAUUGCUGCUGAAAAUGUCAGAGGAAGAUUUCUGAUUUUUGACAAAAUCUGUGUGAACUUGGGAUCCUUCCUAAUGUCAAUCGCCGGAGCUUUUCUGGCUUAUAACACUAUGAACCUAGUUAUGAUAUCCAUACCGCUAAUUGCUAUACUACUUUUUCCACUGAUGGAAGAAACUCCAUAUUUUCAUUUGAUCAAGGGACGGGAAGAGGAAGCUGCUAAAACUCUAAUGAAAUUGUCGGCAGAUAAUGGAGUUAAGAAUGUAAAGGAAAAUGUUGAAAGAAUGAAGAAUGCUAUUAUCAAAGGACAAAUUUCAAAGCAAAGUAGCAUCAGAGAAUUAUUCAGCGAUAGGGCAAGUCGGAGGGCUUUGAUAAUCAAAACGAUUGCAGAAACAACAUACAUUUUCACAGGCUAUCAUGCAAUUCAAGCUUAUGCACAAGAAAUUUUUAGCCACAGUGGUUCAAACUUAGCGCCAGGAUACUCAGUGAUGAUCAUGACAGGAAUUCAAAUUUUUGCUGGCGUGCCAUCUUCUCAAAUAGUUGAUCGGUGGGGAAGAAGACCAACUUUUUUAUUAUCCGGUGUAUUGUCUGGAUUUUCAUUAUUAAUUGUGGGCCUAUUUUUCUUCUUAAAAAUCUUUCUUCAAGUUGAUGUUUCUCCUAUUGCUUGGCUACCACUUGUUGGUUUGAUAUCAUUUACUUUUUCAUGCAACAUGGGACUCAGCACCGUUCCUUUUGUUUAUAAAGGAGAACUUUUUUCUGUCAAAGUGAAGAAUGUGGCGACUACGUUCUCAACUAUUAUAGCAUCAGCAUUAAGUUUUACUACACAAAUUAUUUUUGCGUUAUUAAACGAACGCAUUGGUAUUUACUCAAGUUUUUGGAUUUUUGGGUUGGUUUGUUUUGUGGGAUCAGUCACUGUCUUUUGUAUUGCACCGGAAACUAAAGGAAAAAAUCUAGAAGAAAUUUUAGAAUUGUUAAGUAAAAAAAAUUAGAAUAUAAAAAAGAGGGAUUGUGGGACCAAUAUUAGCAAUAGCAUAGAAAUGAGUUUUGAAAAUUUUGACACCAUUAUCUGUUAAUACAAUACAAGUUACAUUAAAAAAACAAUAACUGCUCUUGAAUA
Belonocnema kinseyi is the source of this 3422-nucleotide messenger RNA. Its product is annotated as facilitated trehalose transporter Tret1-like. Bases 1843 to 3294 code for a protein of 483 amino acids. The transcript is spliced from 2 exons. Gene Ontology annotation, molecular function: transmembrane transporter activity. Lineage: Eukaryota; Metazoa; Arthropoda; Insecta; Hymenoptera; Cynipidae. Gene Ontology annotation, cellular component: membrane. Gene Ontology annotation, biological process: transmembrane transport. The record is from RefSeq and is a predicted model, not a curated record.